Molecule: messenger RNA, 4617 nt
Organism: Lepisosteus oculatus (spotted gar)
Lineage: Eukaryota; Metazoa; Chordata; Actinopteri; Semionotiformes; Lepisosteidae
Product: LIM/homeobox protein Lhx8
Biological process (GO): neuron differentiation; regulation of transcription by RNA polymerase II; forebrain neuron development
Cellular component (GO): nucleus
Molecular function (GO): RNA polymerase II transcription regulatory region sequence-specific DNA binding; DNA-binding transcription factor activity, RNA polymerase II-specific
Source: RefSeq, a predicted model, not a curated record
CAAGAAUCGGAAGCAGUGUGCAGGCUCGGCAGAGCUGGUUUUAAUUGUUCGUGUUUCUUUUUUCUUUCUUUCUUUUUUUUUUACCUUUGGGCGGUGCAGAGCAAAGAUGAAACAUGAGCGCUCUCUUUAAGUGUUCGCACGAGCCUGCCAACUGAUGAGAGAUAAAAGUCAGUCAAAAAAAGUUAUUGUGGUAAUUCUGACGUUGGUCUCAUAACCAUGUUCCUCGUACAACCACCAAACACAUCCAUAGGCGUGUAUCAGACGAGGAGGUGCGGCCAAAAACGCCAGGAAAACACUGAGGGGGGAAAAAAAGUUCCUCCCUGCCGAAAACAAAACUUUUUACGAGAGUAUGGGCUUUAGGCAAACUGUAAAAUGGGACUCCAGGAGUAACUUGCUGGUCUUCGUGGAUCGGGAGAAAUAACGCGAUUGGGAAUCGUCUCGGGAUUUCUACACGGGGGGUUAACCUUGUGUUUGGGGGUGGUGGGGGGGGCAUGUACGAGAGACGAGUCUGAAAGUAAAAUGUACUGGAAAGGUGAACAAAUGCUUGUGUGUAGCAAAGCAGAAGAUAAAGGAAAUGCCCUGAAUGCAGUCUCAAGCGAGACGUUUCUCGUCAUGUCUGAAGAUUGCGAAGGGGCAGCCACUGGGUCUUUCGGUCGAUGUAGGAAACCCAGGACGGAAACUGAGCUGAGCACGCCCGAGGAGAUCUUUGAGGACGAUUCCUGUUCCCAGUCCUCCUCGCUGUCGCCCUCGUCCUCGCCGCAGGCGAUGACUUCGGCCUCUCUUUUGGGAAAAAGCAUUUGCACCAGCUGCGGUCUGGAGAUAGUUGAUAAAUACCUGCUUAAGGUAAAUGACUUGUGCUGGCACGUGAGGUGUUUGUCUUGCAGCGUGUGCAGGACGUCGCUCGGCAGACACACCAGCUGCUACAUCAAAGAGAAGGAAGUGUUCUGCAAACUGGACUAUUUCAGGCGAUAUGGGACCCGUUGUGCCCGCUGCGGUAGAAACAUACACUCGACAGACUGGGUUCGCCGAGCAAAGGGGAAUGUGUAUCACCUGGCGUGCUUCGCCUGCUUCUCCUGCAAGAGACAGCUGUCCACUGGGGAGGAGUUUGCUUUGGUGGAAGAAAAAGUUCUCUGCAGGACGCAUUACGACUGCAUGUUGGAUAAUCUCAAGCGCGCAGUAGAAAAUGGAAGUGGUGUAAAUGUAGAAGGAGCGAUGCCGACGGAACAGGAAGUCAACCAACCCAAACCGGCCAAGAGAGCUCGGACCAGCUUCACAGCGGACCAGCUCCAGGUGAUGCAAGCCCAGUUUGCUCAGGACAACAACCCGGAUGCACAAACUCUUCAGAAGUUAGCAGAAAGAACAGGCCUCAGUAGACGAGUAAUACAGGUUUGGUUCCAGAACUGUAGAGCUCGUCACAAGAAGCAUGUGAGCCCUAACCAUUCUUCCACAGCCCCGGUGUCCACAAUGCAGCCCUCCCGCCUCUCUCCUCCGAUGAUGGAGGAACUGCAGUACUCAGCCUAUGUCCCGCCAGAUGGCCCUAUGCUGACUGCUUUGCACUCCUAUAUGGAUGCUCAUUCUCCGUCAUCCCUGGUCUUUCCGCCCUUGCUGCCUCACUCCAUGGCACAGCUGCCCAUUAGCCAUGCCUGAUCCAGUUACUCUGCAGGAGAAGCCCUGCUCCAUAUUCAGGUCGGAACCAUGUGGAAAUGCAUGAUGGAUCCUUACCGUUUAGAAAGCUGUAUGUUACACAAACAUAUGCAAAUGCCUUCCAUUGUUAGUCGAGUGCCACAAGAACUCCCGAGAGGGCCGCUGGCACCAACAAUCUCGAUUUCUUGUCGUAAAACUGGUAUCUGUAAAACUUUUUAAUAUAUAUGGUUGAAUAAUUCAUGUUCUAUUAUUUAUUUCCUGUAUGUGACUGAGCACUUUGUUUUAAAAUAAAUCUAAAAGAUUCAUUGUGGAAACUGUCUGGAUCUGUGUUUGCAUGGAGUUUUUUGGUCUCUUUUGAGCAGUGCAUGUGGUGCCUUUUAGCCCAGGACUGGGAGAUGAUUUGAAUUCCUUUAAAGGUUGUUAAUUUUGGGCUUUUGAAAAACUGAUUCUUUUAAAAUGGGAAGAGCAAUUUUCUUGCAGCAGUUCUCUACCUUAUACCUUGAAAAUCAGAAAAGAGGUCUAUCUAGCAUGCUUGUUGAACCAGAGUUUUUUUUUUUUACCCGUUUGUCCUGUGGAGACCUCUUAAUUUUUAAAUGUGUUAAUUUAUUACGUUUUAGUAUUUUAAUGGAAUAAUUUGUUGCUUUCUCUCAGAACUAGUGAGAGGCACAACAUAUGUAAGUGCUGAACUUCUGAAACCACAAGGAAGUCUCAAUGCUAAAAUGGACUACUCCACAUAAAUUGUACUUUUGGUUGAAAAACUUUUCUGGGGAUGUACAGUAUUUUGGGUCAGAUUUGUGCUUCUCUUAAACUAAUCCCUGAAGGGGCCAAGGUCUUGGGUAUUGUCCAGCCUUUUGUAAGGGGGGUGCGUGUACUGUCCAGACUGCAAUAGUCAGGACAGACAUGGACAGCGGUAAUGGUUUAAACUCUGAUAAUGUAUUUCCCCAGCUUUGGGGUGCAGGACAGUAAAGCUUUUAAGUAUCGGAAACCUUUCUGCAAGUGUAUUGAAGAAAGUUGUACUUGUGACUACUUGCCGAAUGUGGUUAACCAAAAGUUAUUUUUCCUCUGGGAGGCUUGAUGUACAGUAUAAUCCAUCUAUCCUUUCAUUUAGAUCUUGCCUUGGUAAAAAAACUUCAGAGCUCGUAUGAUGGACAGAAUGGGUAAAAAAAAAAAAAAAAACUUGGCCAACGAGGAUGUUAGAAAUAGUUUUUCAGACUUUUCACAGGCCAAUGACAUGGUCAAGACCAGGCACUCAAGUAUCAAUGCACCAGUUUGGGAGUGUGAGCAACGUUCUUCAAGCAGUUAAGAGAAACGUCUAUUUACAGUUGCAUUUGAAUCAUCAAUUGGUUGACCCCCCCCCGCUCUGUAGUUUUAAGAAUUUCACAUUUCAACAAUGUUAAGAUGUUAAAUGUAACAUCUACCCAAACCUUUAUACCAAUACAAACAUUUCUCUCUUGAAAUGGCAAGUGCAAGUCUGUGCAUGUCACUGUUGCUGAAGGUUAUACUGCACCACUGGUGCAGCCCUGUGGAAUCCGUUUUUGUCUUGGAUCUACAGCCCAUUAAUUUCUCUGCAACCACAAGCAGCACUCGGCAGAAUGUACGUGCACCACUCAUUAUGAUUUCCACAAUGGAAAUUCAGUAUACUGUAUUUCAGAAACGCUUUUUAGAAAGCGGACUUACUAAAGGCUUCUGCAAACUAUUGUUCAAAACCUGCAGUUGGCAAAUAAGUGGAAAGCACAGAAGUCCACAAUGUGACGCAUCAAAUAUUUCUCAGGUCUGCCUAAACAAUUUAGUUAUUCUUUGCAAAUACAUUACCAUUCUUUGGUAUGAUGCUCUGUAAUGUUUAUAGAGAGGAUUAACGGUAGAAUCCCAUUAAUAGUACAUUCCUUAAGUUGUUGUUACACUUGCCUCAACAGUGUAGUAUGGUUUAACAAAGCAGUCACUGCAGACAUUUGCUACUGGGUUGCAAUGUAAUUUCAUGGCGCCCAUGUAAUGUUAUUCAGGUUAAGGUGCGUUUUAAAAGCCUGGAUGAAAACUCCAUUUUUUUAAAGCUUUAAAAAACAUGACCAACUUUAGAUGUUCCAGGAUUGUACCAAGACCUGUAAGCAGUAACUAGCUCAACCAGUCUUAAGCAGCUCUUUGCUGAAGGAUUUUAAAUUCUGUAAUGGGCUGAACAUACAGCAGUAUGCGUAACUAAAUCUCUUCCCAAUCAUUUAUUCAUCGAGGUUAAAGCUAUGCUUUGGAAUAGUGGGCUUCUUUCUGUGCAGCGGAGCGGUAGUUCAAGCGCUCAGGUGAUCAAUUGAGUUUACAGCUCCACCUAGUGGACAUUUAAAAUAUGAAAGAGCCGAUAUACUUCAAGGGAAAGAAUGUGUAAUUGAUUAGUGAAUGUUUGUUCAGAUAAUUCUAAUCACGUCUAUAAAUGUGCACUUUACUCACUUUAAGUCAUCACCAAAGUGGCUUAAUGAUUUGUCAAGGUGUAUGAAAUAUUAACUGUCAGUAUUUUGGCAGUCCCUUAUUGUAUCCUUCCCAGUGUCAUAUAGUUGAAAUUGUAUCCCAGAGACAAAUGGCUCCUGUUGGAUGGCUUGUAUGCUUGUUGUGUAUAAAUAGGUUAGUAAUGGUGGUAGUGUACAUAGUGUACAAUGAUGGUAGUAUACAUAAAAAUCCAAGCUUUUUUUGCAGAAACAUACUAUGUAGAAAACAAAUAUACUGUGAAUUUUCAACCACAAUAGCAGCAGCUAUUGGGUACGUGACAUCACCCUAAAACAGUAUAAAUACCAAUGACGGUGCAUGGAUAGAAUAAGUUUCCUUUGAUAUAAUUGCAUGGUUUUGUAGAUUGCAUAAACUGGUGUGUGAAAUUACUGGCAGGUGUGUGUAAUUUGUCCCAGGAAUUACAAGUGCCAUACAAAAUAUAUAUAUAUAAUCUUCCUUGUAAGGCAGGAAGUCUUGUGUUUUAGUAGAAACCUUUUCCAGGACAUA